This is a messenger RNA of Camelina sativa (false flax), 250 nucleotides long. Lineage: Eukaryota; Viridiplantae; Streptophyta; Magnoliopsida; Brassicales; Brassicaceae. The record is from RefSeq and is a predicted model, not a curated record.
ACGGCCACGCCAUCUUCAUUCCAACCGGAGAGUGGAUGUUGUACACCGAAGUCUAAGAAGUCACGUAUACCGGAGAUGCUCACGUGUCCGCCGGCGCCGAAGAAGCAGAAAGUGGGGCAAAACUGCGCUUUGAGGAGAAGACAAAUAGCUUUCUUUGCAUCUCCAGAUGUAGAGAUGUUCUUCGUUUUCGCACUUGGUCAACAAAUCAAUAAAUAAGCUAAGUGUAUGAUUAGGGUUUUGUGAUUAUUAU